AUGGUUUUUGAAAAUUUAUUUCAAAAACAGAAAAAAUCCGAACCUACAUCUUCAUCUUCUCCAGUAAUUAAGACUAAUAAUGAUAAUAAUGAUGAUAAUAAGAAAUAUAUAAAUUCAUUAAAAGAUUGUAAACCUACAGCACUUGAAGAUUAUGGUUAUUAUUUUUUUCCUGAAAGAUUCGGUAAAGAACAUAUAUUAACAAUACCACAACGUAUUUUACAACUUUCAAUUCCAUAUGAUUCAGCUGCACGAGAUUUAACAAGAAAAAUUGAAUGUGAAAAAUAUAUUAUUAAAGCAAUUGAAACAAAUCCAUUAAUUAAAACACUUGUACAAGCACUUGCUGAUCAUAAUUGUCCUAUUGAUUUAUCACGUCAUUUUAGUUGUGAAUAUUGUGAUGAUGCUAUGCCAACUGGAAUGUUUGAUCCAGCAACAAAUCAAAUAGUUGUUUGUAAAAAUCAAAUAUCAUAUUUUGAUAAUUGUAUUAUUACAGGACUUGUACAAGCAUUUGAUUAUUGUCGAAAUAAAUAUGAUGUACAUAAUUUACGUCAUUUUGCAUGUAGUCAAAUACGUGCAUUAAAUUUUACUGAUUGUAGUCUUAUUAAAGGAUGUUAUGUGGAUUUUCGUGUUAAACGACGUUAUCAUGCAUGUUUAGAAAGUGAAGCAGUACGACGAUUACGUAUGAUGCGUUCUGUAGAAGAAAAAGAAGCAAAACAAAUUGUUAAAGAUGUUUUUCGACCAUGUCGUUAUGAUUUAGAACCAUUUGGUGAAGUUCCAAAACUCGUUCCAAAAAAUAAAUAUAUAUACAAUGAGUAUGAACGAUAUCGACGAUGGUCUAAAACAACAUCACCUCCCAUUACAUUUCAUGUGAUCGGCUUCGGUGAAGUGAACGAUACAUUUCUUAAUCAAAUCCGAACAUUUGGUACUCGGCAAGGUCUCUUUCGUUAUUCAACAGAAUCCAAAGAAUUACAAAAUAAUUUUAAUGAUAUGUUUGAAUAUGCAUUGAAUGUUCGUCAAUUCACCAUUAAAUUCCCCAAUGGAAAGACUUAUACUGCAAAUAAUAUCGAUAACGAAACCGUUGGUUUUCUUACGAACGAUGGUGAUGAUCUCAGUGCGAUGACCGAAUUGACACUCAUUGAUGAUAAAGCAACAACGACACAAUUUCCCCUAGCACCGAUGAAAGACAUUCGUGCGAUACAUCGUCUCCAUGCACUGAACCUUAUUCAACCGGAAAACGAAGAACAGGUCAAAUCAAUUCAAACCUAUUUGAAUGAUAUUCAAAUAACAAACAGCAAGAAUUUCGCGGAACGUCUAGAAACGGAACAAAUUUACAAGGAAAUCGAUCAACGUAUGAUGGAAUAUCGACAAUUAUUUACACAAUUAAAAAUGACUCAAGUACCCGAACAUGUAAAAUUGCAAUUGAGUGCACUGAGACAUGAUCCAAUCUUUGCUAAUACACAACGAAAGAAGAAAUUAGAUUUAAGAGUCUAUAAGAAUGUCGAUUAUUUCAAAAAAACAGAUAUCAGUGGGAUAUUACAAGGAUAUAAAGAUUCUAUUACAUCGGAUACAUGGCAAAAGAUCAAAGAACAGAAACAGGAUUGGGUGGAUACCUACUCCAAUGAAGAUAUCUAUGAAAUUAUGAGAAAAUCAUCGGAUAAUAUUUUAUGUCUGGGUAUUUUUGUUCAACGUGACGAAGAAGUCAUCAACAAUCCCGCGAAAGGUUUAAAACUUUUAAAGGUGACCAAUACUAUUAUUUCCUAUGAUUCGUUUAUCAAUGGAAUGAAUCUAGCAAAAAAUAAUCAACAAGUCCAAGGACAAUUCACUACUCUAAAUGAUCUCUAUUCCAUCGCUGGUGCUCUCGCCGAUGAACAAAUCAAUGCAGUCAUACCCUUGUAUAUCAACGAUGAACAUAUGAAGCGAAUACGUAUUCUUGAAGGUAUCUGGCUUGGUUAUCUCUAUACCCUGGAUAGCUACGGAUAUGAUAAACAACAGGAAGUUGCACUUUUAAAAUUACUCUAUGAAAUAAUUCAACAACGUACGAAUACACAACGGCAAAAACAAGUCUUAAUCGAACUGGAGAAAGUAUGUCGAUUUAUAAUCGAUGAAUCCCAAGGUUUUAAAACCGCGGAACAAUUUGGUGAGAAGACCUAUGAAAAAUUAUUGAAGCGACUACCCAUUGUCAAUACUCAAGAGUAUGAUUUAUCUAUACCACUGAUGAUUGGUUAUUUAAGAAAUGAUCUCACAUCUGUUCUCGUACCAAUUUACUAUGAACAUCUUCGACAAGAAUAUCUAAAGAAAUAUCCAAGGAAUUCAGCGACAGUGAAAACAAUUGUAGAAAAUCUUGUCUAUGGUUGUGACACGAAGCAUUUGCCAACCACCUUCAGUACAAAUAAUUCGAACAUAUUAAUCAAUAACAACUUACCGGAUUACAUCGAAAAAAGUUUUAUCGAUUAUUUUCAUGAUGAAUUAUCUCAACCAUUUCAAUUAACACCAGAAAAGAUAAUCAAGGAAAAUCGCAAACGGAUGAUACGUGAGGAAAUCGAAUUGGAUUAUAUCAAAAGUUUGCUCUUACAAUUACCCGAUUUUAUUCGAACGAUGUUAAAUCCUUGUCAAAUCGACGAAGAUUACAUUGAAAAACACUUAGAUUACGACACUUUAAGAUAUGAGUUAUUAAUUACAUUUUAUUAUCUGAUUUAUUCAGAUACAAAUAGUGGAGGACUUUUAAAUUUACCGAAGAAAGAAAAUAUUUUAUCUGUCAUUGACGGACGAUUGCAAAGUGAGAAAGAACGUGUCGUAGCUCAUGAUGACUCAGAAAGCGUCCAUCUUGCCCAUCUUAUCAGUCAUGUUGCUCUGAACUGUAAGACAUUGGAAGGUUUUGCUGGUGUCAUGCGCAAAUAUUGUCCGAACCGCCGUGGUCUAAUAUUUAGUGAAGUUUUUAUACGAUUACUUGAAUCAUAUGAUGAGGAUGAGGGUGACACUGUUGGCACAGCAACCAAGAAAGAGAAACUCAUGGCUUUGCUGAAAAAUCAAAUUUCAACAACGACGGCAACCGAAGUAAUUUACGAGGAUAUGGAUCAGUGCCAUUCGUUACCAUCCUUGGAUGAACAACUAAGAUCAUUACGGCGGUUUAUUGAUGAAAAGAAAAUUGAACAAAUUGGAUUACAAAAUCGAGGAAGAUUAGUGGUUUAUUGUCGUAGAACACUUAUGAAAGACCGACAAUGUCGAAGAAAAAGAAACUAUCGUUAUUUUUUAAACCCAUUUUAUGAAGAUUCUUUUUGA
Molecule: messenger RNA, 3276 nt
Organism: Rotaria sp. Silwood1
Lineage: Eukaryota; Metazoa; Rotifera; Eurotatoria; Philodinida; Philodinidae
Source: the annotation of a GenBank genome assembly